AUGGAUACAAUAAGCAAGUGGAACAUAAUCUUUGUGACUGUAGAGUUCACGGUAUGCUUGUUAGGAAUCACGUUUAACACAUUAGUAAUUUAUACAAUUUCCAAGAACAUCUACCGUUUAUCUCCUCCGACGUAUCUCAUUCUUAGUAUCGCAGUGAGUGAUUUUCUUUCAUGCUCCAUCGCUCUUCCACUGUCGAUAGCCAAGCACCUUCAGAAGGAAUGGCCAUUUGGUGUGCGUGGAUGUCGCGCUCAUGCUUUUUUGAUAUCUUUUCUGGCACUGGUCUCCAUCGCCCAUUUGGCCGCCAUUUCCGCGGGAAAAUACCUGACUAUCACCAGAUCUCUUUCAAGAAACUCUUACUUCAACAAAAAAAAGGUGAUGCUUAUAAUCUUGUUUUCCUGGAUGUAUUCACUUGGCUUCAGCUUGGGGCCUUUGGUUGGAUGGUCAAGAUAUGGUCCGGAAGGUACAAAUGCCACAUGCUCAGUACAAUGGCGAUCGUAUUUACCAGCAGAUCAGGCAUAUUUUGGAACUGUAACCGUUGCUCGUUAUUUUUUACCACUGACUGUGAUAACGUUUUGCUAUUACAAGAUCCACAAAGUUUCUAGGCAUAUCGUUGUCAACACUUCGCGGAUGGGUUGCCUAGCAGUAACUGCGACUCAUGCUCUCUUAAAACGGCACCGUAAAUCUGCCAUGUACUUUUUAACUAUCAUAGCCGCAUUUCUAAUCCCGUGGUCGCCUUACGUAGUGGUAUCCUUCCUUCUUGUCUCAGGGAUCAACAUAAGCCCCUUGACGACAAGUUCAUGCAGCGUUUUUGCCAGGAUAUCGUUUUUUGUCAAUCCAGUACUCUACACCAUCUUUCACCGCAGGUUUCGUAGACGUUUGGUUAGAUCAGUUCCUAUAACCAGACAAAAUAGAGUGGUGGGACCCACCGGGUUACCUUCGACUUCAAGAUCAUUAGCUCUUUGA
Messenger RNA from Pocillopora meandrina, 963 nucleotides. NCBI's taxonomy places the organism in Eukaryota, Metazoa, Cnidaria, Anthozoa, Scleractinia, Pocilloporidae. The record is from the annotation of a GenBank genome assembly.